AGAUGUUAUUGGGAAAGGCUUCUAGAUUCACCUUGCUAAGUGCUGAGGUGCAUGUAACAUGAAUUCGUCUAACGAUCACAACACUAGUUUUCUCGGUGUACCACGCCUCACAGAAUGGUGAUCCAUUUCAAUUGACGCUUCAACUGCGAUCAACCCUAUUUGGGUCCACCGUCGUCACACCGCCGUCGGUCGUCCGGAUAGAUUAGCGCCGAUUUAUUUUACGAUCGUCCUCCACGUUCUCGCACCGUAAUCCGAUGAUAGUCGGGACGUUGUUGUUUAUACCGGCGGCACAGGCAUCAUCAUCGCCGAUCGUCCCCAUGGCUACAGUAGUGCUCUGAUGCUCCGCACAUUAUCAGUAAAACACCGGGCGUCGACGACGGUUCGGUUAUCAUCAUGGCCAGCUACGCGCUGCUCGCCUCGCAUACUUGGAUGCCUUUAGUAUAGACUGAUCGUUCUUGGGCGGUGCAAGUGCGCUUAAAAACCCGAUCGAAGUGUGCCGUUGAACAAGCCAUGAUCUUCCGGGAAUGGAUUGCUGCGAUUUUGGCUGCGUUGGUGAGCACGUGUUACGGCGGAGGUCAGCUGCGAUUCCCGUACGGUGACACUAACUUCAGCCUCAGCGUCUACAAGGCCGCCUUCAGUCCGGAGCGCAACAUCGUUGUCGCGCCGUUUGUGUUGCGCAACAGCGUUGCGAUGUUGUACUCGAUUGCAACCGACACGACACAGGAGAGGUUACGCGAGGUGUUCGGUCUACCAUCCAACUUUUCUGAGUUUCUAACGAACCAGAAGGAGCUGCAUUAUAUGCUUGGCGGAGGUGGCGAUGGCUUCCGAAUGAGGAACAGAAUCGUAUUGAACGGUCUAAGGGAAGUGGACAUUCACAUGAGAGACGUUAUGAAGGAAGAUCUGGACACGACGCUGGUGUACUUUGAUUUCUCCCAGCGAGAAGGAGUUGUGCGAAGGGUAAACCACUUCGUGAACUUCAACACAAAUCGAGUGAUCACCAGUAUGGUAAAUUUGGAAGACAUCCCGAAGCAUUUGCAAGUCGUGCAGAUCUGCUCGGCAUCGUUCAAGCCACCGUUUGCAAGUGCGUUCGACACCAAGGAUACGAUGCCACGGGACUUCAGGAGUGGAAUGAUCGAGAAAUUGUACACGACUAUGACGAUGUUCAAGCGAGGAGAGUUUCGGUUUUCGCGUAUUCCUGAACUAGAGAUUGAAGUACUCGAACUUCCGUUUGUGAAAUCAAGUGACGCCGUCAUGUGGGUUAUGCUGCCGGAUCGGGAGGCCUCGUUGGAGACAAUCAUGAAAGCUUUGGAACCAGGGCAUUUUGACGCAAUUCAGGCGCAUUUUCAAAUGAAACGAGCGGAAAUCACAGUACCGCUGUUUCACAUCGAAUCGGAGUUCAACGCCACGGAGUUUCUGCGGCAGUCCAUGGGACUGGAAGUGUUGUUCAAGCAGCGAGAUCUACGGAUAUUCGAAGAUGUAGAUUCUUCGCUGGACAGUGUUAUGCAUAAGGCAGGCAUGCGCUUCUAUGAGAGAACUGCUGACGCCGGUGGGGCUACAGUAGUGAGAAGUUUCAACAAGCGCAGUGCCAAACUAGUUGCACCGUAUCAGUUUAUUGUGGCACGAUCGUAUCUGUUUGUGAUAGUGAAAAAGACAAAUAAACAAAUUCUGUUCAUGGGGCAUCUCUACAAACCGGAUGAUCUCAUGGAAGUCUGAGUAGGAUGUCGAGGGAGAACUUA
This is a messenger RNA of Aedes albopictus (Asian tiger mosquito), 1736 nucleotides long. RefSeq names its product serine protease inhibitor 42Dd-like. The record is from RefSeq and is a predicted model, not a curated record. The transcript is spliced from 2 exons. The coding region runs from base 511 to 1713 and encodes 400 amino acids. Gene Ontology annotation, molecular function: serine-type endopeptidase inhibitor activity. NCBI's taxonomy places the organism in Eukaryota, Metazoa, Arthropoda, Insecta, Diptera, Culicidae.